CAAAACAAACGAGCGGAAAAAGUCCGGCCUCCGAUCCUCUCUCAUCGGUCACAACCACUCUUUCACCACCAUCCACCAUCUCCACUUUGCUCAUCCACAAGAUGGAUAAACGAACGGCAGAGAGUCCGAUGGACUUUGAAUGGCAGACCAGGGCCCCGGGGGAUGUAACCUCGCCCUUUUACCAGCUCAGCGUGCAACAUGACAACAAAAAACGCUCCCAUAGCACGUUCGAUUCCCCUGAGAAGAAAACAAUGCCCGCUCUGCGAGAGCCCAACUCCCAACCUUUCCUGUUUUCCCGACCCAAGUCGCAAGUUCCCGAAACCCCCAAGGCCUUCAACCCGUCCUUCAUGACCCCUCGCAAAUUCGAUGUCGACUUUUCAUCCGGCGCCGAGAACAUGUCCUCUCCGGAACAUGCCGAUAAUGAGGAUACUCCUGACCAGCCCAGCAAAUCCCACCGGAAUUCGCUAUACAGCAUGUACGGACGGUUUGCGCCCAGCCCGGGCCGUGGCGAAAUCCCUCGACUGAACCAUUACUCCAACGCGUUGGCGCGACGGGUGCAGAAAAGACGGCGGAGGGACAAGGCGCUGGAUCUACAACUACGGAGGGAUAGCGACGAUGAGAGUGACCGACCGAGCAGCAGUGAGCUCAAGCCCACCAAGCAGAGACAGAAGGGGCAAGGUCAGGAGGGCUCAACCGGGUCUCGGUUAACUUCGUUUUCGGAUUUCUUUGCUCUACUGGAGGCACACCCCAACGUCCCGAGCAUUCUGUCAUGGUGGGCACAACUGGUGGUGAACCUGUCGCUGUUCUCGCUGGCGGUAUAUGUGGUCUUUGGAUUUGUGUCGGCGAUCCGGUCGGAAUUCGAGCAGGCGGCUGAAGAGGAGUCGGAUACCAUCCUGGCCGAGAUGGCGGCGUGCGCGAAGAGCUACGUCGACAAUCGAUGCGCUGGGGGCGAUCGACUACCUGCUCUGGAGACGGUGUGCGAGAACUGGGAGCGGUGCAUGAACCGGGACCCGGCCAAGGUGGGACGAGCCAAGGUGUCGGCACACACGAUGGCGGUGAUUAUCAACAGCUUUGUUGACCCUAUCAGCUGGAAAGCAAUUAUGUUUUUCCUUGCUACCAUUUCGACCGUCACCGUUGUCAGCAACUGGUCCUUCCGUUCAUUCCGCAACCGCCUUCACCAACACGACUACUCCGCCAGCUACUCCCGACAGCCGUCCGGACAGCAUCCGAUUGCACCGCCGCAAUUUCCGUACCAGCACAACGCGUUUGGAUACAUGGCGAACCAGGAGGGUGCGAAGCCGGAGGCACCGUUGAUGCUGGAGCAGUCGCAAACGCGAGACUUUGUGUCGGAACGGACGCGCGAGCGGGAGUCUCGUCUGCGCACGCCCAGUCCAUCCAAGCGGAUGCGAUAGAGUCUGACACGGCGUUGCACAUUAUUGCUUGGCGAGAAAAAGGCUGGAUAUGGAGUUGUGGUGGUUCUUGUAUAUACGUAAUCAGUAAGAAUGGAAUGUUCUCCAUUAUGCGGUCUCCGACCGUGCGUAAAUGACCGUCGAUGACGUCUGCCACGACGACGGCCUCCGCAGCCACCGCGUCGGCCCAGCUUCGUGCAACGCGACAAGCAGGAGUUCUGCACUGAUGGCAGCGGGGCUGAAUGUGCCCGAUCAGGGGUAGUCGUGGCCUCAUGCUGACGUAUUGCAGUCUGUCGAAGAUAUUAUCG
Messenger RNA from Aspergillus ibericus CBS 121593, 1717 nucleotides. RefSeq names its product putative nuclear envelope protein Brr6. NCBI's taxonomy places the organism in Eukaryota, Fungi, Ascomycota, Eurotiomycetes, Eurotiales, Aspergillaceae. The transcript has 3 exons. The record is from RefSeq and is a predicted model, not a curated record. Gene Ontology annotation, cellular component: nuclear envelope; nuclear membrane. Gene Ontology annotation, biological process: lipid homeostasis; nuclear envelope organization. Bases 102 to 1412 code for a protein of 436 amino acids.